Plasmodium gallinaceum is the source of this 249-nucleotide messenger RNA. It is a transcript of the gene RPS21, whose product is annotated as 40S ribosomal protein S21, putative. Gene Ontology annotation, molecular function: structural constituent of ribosome. The transcript is spliced from 2 exons. The coding region runs from base 1 to 249 and encodes 82 amino acids. Gene Ontology annotation, biological process: translation; endonucleolytic cleavage to generate mature 3'-end of SSU-rRNA from (SSU-rRNA, 5.8S rRNA, LSU-rRNA); endonucleolytic cleavage in ITS1 to separate SSU-rRNA from 5.8S rRNA and LSU-rRNA from tricistronic rRNA transcript (SSU-rRNA, 5.8S rRNA, LSU-rRNA). The record is from RefSeq and is a predicted model, not a curated record. Gene Ontology annotation, cellular component: cytosolic small ribosomal subunit; ribosome. Lineage: Eukaryota; Apicomplexa; Aconoidasida; Haemosporida; Plasmodiidae.
AUGUUUAACGAUCAAAAAGUUUUAGUUGAUAUUUAUAUUCCAAGAAAAUGUUCUGCUACAUCAAGACUUAUACCUGCUAAAGAACAUGGAGCAGUUCAAAUAAAUGUUGGAAUGGUUGAUGAAAAUGGUGUUUAUAAUGGAAAAUCAGAAACAUUCGCAAUUUCUGGCCAUGUCAGGCAAAAAGGAGAAUCAGAUGCUUGCUUGAACAGGCUUUUACAUGAAAAAAAUAUGCUAUCUUUUUCAAAUUAA